Molecule: messenger RNA, 1125 nt
Organism: Glycine soja
Lineage: Eukaryota; Viridiplantae; Streptophyta; Magnoliopsida; Fabales; Fabaceae
Product: transcription factor MYB57-like
Exons: 3
Coding region: 62-889 (275 amino acids)
Source: RefSeq, a predicted model, not a curated record
AUAGAAACCACAGAUAUAAGUAGGAUUGUGUCUAAUAAGUUAAAGUGAAAUCGUGGUAGCUAUGAUGGGUUCGCUUGCUACACAGAAAGGGUGGAGGAAAGGCCCUUGGACUGGUGAAGAGGACAAGUUGUUAAGUGAAUAUGUUAGCUUGCAUGGGGAUGGUAGGUGGAGUUCGGUGGCGAAAUUUACAGGAUUAAAUAGGAGCGGCAAAAGUUGCAGGUUAAGAUGGGUAAAUUAUUUGAGACCCGGCCUCAAGAAAGGUCAAUUAACACCGCUGGAAGAAGAAAUCAUUAUUGAACUGCAUGCAACCUUGGGUAACAAGUGGUCUACAAUAGCAAAGUACUUGUCGGGUAGAACUGAUAACGAGAUUAAGAAUUACUGGAGAACUCACUUCGGGAAGAGGGAGAGAUCCAAACACAAGAAGAAGCUGCAAAGGCCAAAAGUGAAAAGGGUGCUUAAACAAUUGAAACACAAGCAACAACAGGAACAACAACCUCAAGAGUAUGAUAUUAAAAGCAUCAUGUCUCAUGAAGAGACCGUAAACGAAACAAAAUCCUUUGAGACACAAAAUUGUAAGCAACAAGAAAUGGGCUUCAUGUAUCCAACAACAGAGCACCAAUAUACCGUUCCUAAUUCCCUGCAUGAGGGAUUCUCGUCCACGUGGCAAGACAGUACUCUAGUGGAUGAUGACUCAUGGUUUAGUUUAUGGGACUUUGAUGAACCACAAGGUUUUUCUGAUUAUGUUGACCAGUUUAGCAAAUGUGCCAUGCCAAAUCAAGCUACCUUUCGAGUUGGAGGGGAUUAUUCCAUGCAAAAUGAUGUUAAAACUUCUCGUUUUGAUGAUGCAUACGAUAACGACCUCUUCUACGGAAAAGACAUGUUUGGAUGAACUUUCGUAUUUUUGGCUAAAUGCAUGCAACUAGUUCAAUAUAUAAGUUCAUCCAAGCCAGUUCAUCGACCACUCCAUGUCUCCAUCGAUCUUACUAGGGUUUUUUUUUUUUUCAGUGUACAUAGUUGAAUAUGCUUAUAUGCAUGUUUUUAUUUGGCUUUCUUGUGAUUGACAUAAACUUUUUUUUUGUAGGCGACACAAACUUGUUAUUAAUGAACUAAUAAUAUUAAAUAUUA